Messenger RNA from Salmo salar (Atlantic salmon), 1160 nucleotides. The record is from RefSeq and is a predicted model, not a curated record. Lineage: Eukaryota; Metazoa; Chordata; Actinopteri; Salmoniformes; Salmonidae.
UGGUGUUCUCUGCAAGAGGUAGGAGGGGGCAGGCAGCAAGAGCCUCAACACUUUACCUCCCACUAUCCACCCUGCUCAACGGCUGACAUGACCAGCACUCAGUAGAUAUGAGGACAACAGCAGCAUCCUGAGCUGACAAAGAAACACUUCAUGGAAGGAACAAGAGGCUGGCCCUCUGAUCAGCAGUACUUCCUUAAGAUGCACCUCCCCAGGAUCAAGAAGAGAACCCAGUCACCCCACAGAGAGACCGUUUCCCCUGUCCUCUCAUACUACUCAGAGCCAGCCUACCUGCAGCACCGUAAGGAUGUGACUAGAGAUUUGGCCCCGCUGCCUGGUGGAACGAGAAGAGGAGCGCUGGAGGAGGAAGACCAGGAAGAGACGCUGAGCCUACGGAGCAUGCCCAGUAUGAGAAGCACCCUGAGUCACGCCUCAAAGGUGAAAAGGUCACGGGGGUUCCCGAAGAGACACACCAUCCCCGAGCUCAGACUGCCCCCUGUUACUAAGAUUCAUCCUGACCCCAGAGCCAGUCUGGAAUUGAGGGGAACUGGCUACCUGGGAUGUUCCAGACUUCCACCCAUCAUCAAAUCUACCAGAACCCAUGAGCCUCUGCACCAGGAGAGACCCCCAGGUCCAGCUGGGUACAGGCCUGAGAAGAAGGGAGACGUCACCCCUGGACUUCCAGAGAAGGAGGCUGUUGGUCUGAAGAAGCAGGGAGACGUCACCCCUGGACUUCCAGAGAAGGAGGCUGUUGGUCUGAAGAAGAAGGGAGAUGUCACCCCUGGACUUCCAGAGAAGGAGGCUGUUGGUCUGACGAAGCAGGGAGACAUUCCCCCUGGACUUCCAGAGAAGCGAGGCUGUUGGUCUGAAGAAGCAGGGAGACAUUCCCCCUGGACUUCCAGAGAAGGAGGCUGUUGGUCUGAAGAAGCAGGGAGACAUUCCCCCUGGACUUCCAGAGAAGGAGGCUGUUGGUCUGAAGAAGCAGGGAGACAUUCCCCCUGGACUUCCAGAGAAGGAGGCUGUUGGUCUGAAGAAGCAGGGAGACAUUCCCCCUGGACUUCCAGAGAAGGAGGCUGUUGGUCUGAAGAAGCAGGGAGACAUUCCCCCUGGACUUCCAGAGAAGAAGGCUGUUGGUCUGAAGAAGAGUUUUAAUAAUGAGGACC